AUGUAACAGCCUCCAGUUGACAUCACUGCCAUGCUUUAAGAAAGAGAAAAAUAAAUUAAGAUGGGUAGAUAGUCCAAUAUGUAUAUUGGAAGGGACAAUAUAUUUAAAGAUAAAAAUUACAACACUCAAAAAGUAGGGUCCUCAAAUGAUGUUAGUUUCGAACAAUAGCAAAAUUAAUUAGUCAAUUAGAACUCAAGUGCCAAUUUGAAUAAUAAAAAUGCAGUAGAUCAAAAGGAGUUAAAAUCUAACUUAAGAGCUCACCAUUUUUAGUUAGGCUACAGAUAAAAUGAUGGGUAGUCUGAAUCGGAGAAGGAAAAGCAAUAUUAAAGUGAACUUGUAAAUUAGUAUAUGAGUGUUGGUAGAGCCUUAGAUUCACACCGUAAUUAGAUGAAAGAACUGAUGCACAAAAACAAAGACAGCUCUAUAGUAUUAGGGAACGAAAUACAAAGAAAUGCUAGUCAUAACAUUGAUAAAAAGCGUUACAGUACUAGCUAAUUUGUGAGCAAUGGCUUAGCUUAAAUGAGUUAAUCAGCAUAUGCUUUGGAUAAUCAAAUACAAUCAGCCAUCAGAGGUGACUCAUAACUUAAUAAGACCUAUGAUACCAGAAUGAUAGCUGAACUUAAAGAGGCAAAUAGUAAAAUUCAAGGCUUGCAUCCAAAUAAGCAAUCAAGUAUCAUGCUUGGUAAUCUAGAGCAAUCUCCAACUAAUUAGUGGGAGUCAACUAACAAGCAAAUUUAAAAUUAGGCAUUAGAUUUUAAGUACAACCCUAUCGGAAAGUAUGAGAAAACAGAACAAUAUCGCAAAACUUAGUUCCAAAUUGCUCAUGACUAGAUACUAAUGCAGAGGGACUUCGACAGAGAAAGAGAUAAAAUUGCAAAUAAAAAACCUUAAGAAAUUUUAACAUAGGGAGAAAGGGAUGCGAUAGUAAAUGAAAUGAAAAGUAAUGAUAAUUUCAUUCCGACAUAGUCAACUUAAAACCAAACAUUAAAAAGAGAUGUAUCACCUCCAAGGCAUGAGUUAUAAGCAAAUUUUGAAAAUAGAAAUUUAGUAAAAAACGUUCAGCUUGGUGAUGCAAGCCAACCUUAAAUUCCUUAAGACUCAGUUUACUUGAACUAUCAUAAUUCUUAGACGGGUAAAGUUGAUUCAAAGCUAAUAGCUGAAAACAAGGAAAAGACGAAAAUAUACAAAGAUAGAAUUUUAAACACACAAAUUAACCUUGGUGAUGAUGUUGAUACCAAGCCUAAAAACACUGUUGUAAGAGAGGACUAUACCAAAUAUGAUGAUAUUGAUAAGUCAUUCGAAGCUGCUUUGAAAAAGAAAGAAGAGAAUAAGCAAAUAGUAGAAAAGCAAACUAUAAAUGUAUUUCAGCAUCAAGGAUAUGAAAAUAUGAUUAUUGGCAAAUAAAACUAAUCAGUGGAUAAGUAUAAUGUGAAGAGGGAUGACAAUAAAGAUUUAUUUCACAAUUUAAAGAAGUCUAAUAUUCAUCUAGGAAGUGAGGCAAUUGUUAAAAAUUCUUAGAAUCGAUAGACAUAUGCUAGUAUGGAUACUAAGCAAAAUGUGAACUAAUAUAUUGAAAAGAAAAAGGAGUUUGAUAAGAUACAGCAAAAUAGUCGCUAAGGACAAGUUUUCUAAUCCACAAUGGACAAAAGCUAUUAGAGUGGAUCAGCCUAUAAGGAUUAAUAUAUAUGGAAAAAGCCUAAGUAUGAUAUUUGA
Stylonychia lemnae is the source of this 1713-nucleotide messenger RNA. The record is from the annotation of a GenBank genome assembly. NCBI's taxonomy places the organism in Eukaryota, Ciliophora, Spirotrichea, Sporadotrichida, Oxytrichidae.